AUGCGACACUCAAGAUAUGUGAGCCACUCGCCUUCGAUAUCAUCAUCGGCAUCCACUCAACAAAGUUCAUCCAAUAAAUUGAAAUCUCCUGCACCAUCUGAUUAUGAAUACGUUGGGCGAUUGGUAACGCGGGAACGGCCGAUCGUACAGAAAUCGAAAUCAGCACAUCAAAAUUCUGUUUUUCCUCAAACGAGACAUCAAUACCACCAUGUAGCACCAUCUAAUCAUCAGCCAGUUUACGAAGAAGUUUCGUGUUCAUCCAGUGGCGGUGAAGAUGGUGACGAAAUCGAUAGUUUAAGUAAACCACUCGGCGUUAUACGAAUCAAUGACCGCCAUCUAAGAGAAAUCUAUCGGUUGCCAACACCACCACCCAAGGUUAAACGGGUAUACCAUCGACUUCGAUCACCUGAAACGAAGGUGAUCGAACGCGUAUUCGUUCGUCGUCCUCCGCCACAAAUAAUCGAGAAUAUUAUUGAAGUACCACCAGAAAAAGUUCGCAUAAUAAACAGAGAAAAAAUUCUAGGAAAAUCAAAACCUAUCACACGAUCGAAGUUAAUACGUUUGAAAGCACAGCAACGCGAUCGAGGAGUAGACCAGCAAAUUAUAGAAGAAGGGGAAGAAGGAGAACAACAACAACAACAACAAGAAACACAACCGAUCGUUGCUCCUACUCAAGUCUAUGCUCAAUCUCAAUCACAACAGCAACAAACAGCUCAACCAGCUUUUACUCAUGCUCAAUCCUAUCUUCAGCCUCAACCUCAACAAGUGACAUGUAACCCGUCUGGAGGAUGCUAUCCACAGCAAGCAGCAGCAAAUGCUGUGACUAGUGCAUACGCACCUCAGCAACCAAUUCAAACAACAACCGUUUCUUUCAAUCCUCCUCAUCAACCUACAACAACAACUACAAGCACAGCAAUGGUUUACCCUUUCCAAACACACGUACAUGGACCUGGUUGUUUCCAUGCAACGAUGCCAUCCAAUGCUAUGUUUAAUCCUCAGCAAACACUUCGGAUCCCUACUCCUCAAGCACCUCAAGGGUCGCCCUACACUUUUGUACCACAAAAAGUAGACAAUCAUCAAAUGAUUGCCCCAUCCACACCCUAUGCCUAUGCACCUCAGCAUACUGCUCCCGUAAUGUCAUAUGGAAACGCUCGCUAUUAG
Molecule: messenger RNA, 1161 nt
Organism: Adineta ricciae
Lineage: Eukaryota; Metazoa; Rotifera; Eurotatoria; Adinetida; Adinetidae
Source: the annotation of a GenBank genome assembly